CUUGCAUGAGAGUUUUUCUUGUCUUUGUCCUGCCUAUAAGCCGAUUGCGUGGAAGGCAACCGAGAUACCGUCUUCCACCCAAUAGUUUGCACAGGUACAUCCAAGAUGGCGGCAACUCCUACGGCGCCAUCGUACACUUCAAGCCCCCAUAUGCAAAGAAGCUCGUCGUAAUGAUCGACGUAUUUCCAUGUCGUAGGGUGAGAACCUUGAGCAAUGGAUGAAGAUGAUUGCAGUGCCUU
Molecule: messenger RNA, 239 nt
Organism: Colletotrichum godetiae
Lineage: Eukaryota; Fungi; Ascomycota; Sordariomycetes; Glomerellales; Glomerellaceae
Exons: 1
Coding region: 6-221 (71 amino acids)
Source: RefSeq, a predicted model, not a curated record